Molecule: messenger RNA, 1810 nt
Organism: Myxozyma melibiosi
Lineage: Eukaryota; Fungi; Ascomycota; Lipomycetes; Lipomycetales; Lipomycetaceae
Product: squalene epoxidase-domain-containing protein
Exons: 5
Coding region: 1-1401 (466 amino acids)
Biological process (GO): ergosterol biosynthetic process
Cellular component (GO): endoplasmic reticulum; membrane
Molecular function (GO): squalene monooxygenase activity; flavin adenine dinucleotide binding
Source: RefSeq, a predicted model, not a curated record
AUGGGCUCUCUGCUCGCUGAUGCUCCUUCCAUCAAAUAUGACGCGAUAAUUGUGGGUGCUGGUGUGGUCGGCUCUACUCUCGGUGCUACCUGGGGCCGUCAGGGUAGACGCGUUCUUGUUAUUGAACGGGACUGGUCGGAGCCUGACCGUAUAGUAGGGGAGCUUCUUCAGCCUGGUGGUGUCAAUGCGCUCAAUAAGCUUGACUUAGUUGACUGUUUGUCGGGCAUCGAUGCUAUACCAGCUAUUGGUUACACCGUCAUCUAUAAGGGGGAGAACGUUCAUCUGCCUUACAGUGACAACCCCACGAAGCCCGGAACGAAACUGGAAGGCCGGUCUUUUCACCACGGUCGAUUUAUAUCACGGCUGCGAGAGGCUGCCAAAGCGGCGCCCAACGUAACUUGCCUGGAAGCCACCGUGAACGAGAUAAUAACCGACAAGCAAAGUGGUGUCGUCGUCGGAGUUAGAUGUACCAACAAGUCCACGGAGAAAUCUGAAGUGUAUAGGGCAUCCUUGACGGUAGUAGCCGAUGGAACUUUUUCAAAGUUUAGACGGGAAUUCAUUACUACUCCCGUGAAAAUUCGAUCCCAUUUUGUCGGCUUGGUACUAAAGGAUGCUGUGCUACCCUCCAAGAACCAUGGACAUGUUAUUCUGGGAGAUCACCCUCCUAUCCUAGUCUAUCAGAUUGGCACACAUGAGACCAGAAUGCUGGUGGAUGUGCAAGGGAAGCUUCCCUCAGUCGGUAACGGUGAUCUGAAACGGUAUCUGGAUAAAAUUGUGAGUAGCUCGGUUCCGGAGUGCCUGUUACCGUCUUUCAAAACCGCGUUGGAGACCGAGAGACUACGAUCUAUGCCCAACUCAUAUCUUCCUCCGUCUUCGGGUCAUACACCGGGGGUCAUGUUUCUGGGUGAUUCUUUCAACAUGCGCCAUCCUCUCACGGGUGGUGGAAUGACUGUUGCGCUUAAUGAUGUUGUUCUGAUUUCAGAUUUGCUUUCACCUUCAAACGUCCCUAGUUUUGAUGAUACUGAUCGCGUCAUCGCUCAAUUGAAUGAGUUUUAUUGGCAGCGGAAAGGUCUCAGUUCUGUUAUCAAUAUGCUGGCUCAGGCGCUAUACUCUUUGUUUUCAGCUAGCGAUAAGAAACUAGCACGCCUUCAGCACGGCUGCUUUCGCUAUUUCGAACGUGGCGGGACAUGUGUUUCAGAGCCAAUUGGGCUGCUAUCUGGAAUUAUCCCUGUCCCUUUCAUUCUCAUCUAUCAUUUCAUUUUGGUUGGUAUAUAUAGCAUCAUGGUAAUGUUUAGAGAGGCGACAGCAAUUCAGUACCCUGCUGUUUUCCUUGAGAGCCUGGGUGUUGCUUGGAAAGCCUGUGAAGUCUCAGUUCCUGUUCUUUGGUCAGAGAGCAAAUAGUACGCUGAUUAACUUUUGAUCAUCCGCUUGCAAUCAGCUCACGGCUCAUACCAUAUAGAUACAAUGGGCAAUUGCAGAGUUUCGAAUUAUAUUUACUUUGCUGUAUUAUUAUGUUUUUCAUUGUUUUUACACUGCCUUACAUCGCCUUUGAAUGGGGAGCUAAUUUGUAAUUUUGAUUUCGACGUAACCUGUAUACAUAAUGAGGUGGACGCCGCUGCAUUCUAAUUUUUUUUCCAUGUACAUUAUCAUAUAAUGGACUUGCAGAUCUAUCGCAUGCAAUACAAAUAAGAAGCAAAUGCUAUCAUGGACAAGCUUGAGCUUGGUACCAGGCCUUUCACCUUUGUACAAUAAGCGCAGGAUAUUAAACCGGACACAUCUCCCUGCGCAGUUGAAUUUGGCAGUUUUGGAA